Messenger RNA from Postia placenta MAD-698-R-SB12, 519 nucleotides. RefSeq lists its product as hypothetical. Bases 1 to 519 code for a protein of 172 amino acids. The record is from RefSeq and is a predicted model, not a curated record. The transcript is spliced from 5 exons. NCBI's taxonomy places the organism in Eukaryota, Fungi, Basidiomycota, Agaricomycetes, Polyporales, Adustoporiaceae.
AUGUCUAUUUGGGAGGCAACACAAGGUGACGCUGCCCAUGCGGGUGGCAUCCGAAAUGGCGUGCCCGAUCGUCGUGUGACUGUAGGAGAAAGCGACGAAGAAACAUGUGUCAGCGACGGUGCACUGCGUCUCAGCGAUGACGAGACGUGUGUCAGCGAAGACGAGACUGAAGACGAGGAGGAGGAGACUGAAGACAGCGAGGACGAUGACGCCAACGACCCUUUUUGCAGAGACGAGUUCGACGAGACAGGGGAUAGAUACACGGUAUUAUGGUUGGCAGGAAUGGUGACUGCCAUACGAUACCCCGAGGUAAUCUUGGAAUUCGGCUUGGGCUACGUGCCACAUCAGGCCAUCGCCGAGGCAAAGGAAAUUCAUCGUCGGCUAUUACGCGGAAUCUUGCUCCGUGAAACAAAUAUUGUUGUUGUCCCAACGAAAUGUAACGCACUGUUCAUGCAUAAGCACUCGAGCGGUGAAAAUAGAUUGCGAUUGAGUUACUCCCAGCUGCGUUAUACGGCAUGA